CUCAUUUUCUGAAAAUUCUUCCCUUACCGACGAAGAAACGCACCGUUUAGCAGAUCUACGUUUUCUCCAUGGCUCUCGAAUGGGUUGUGCUCGGCUACGCCGCGGCGGCAGAAGCGAUCAUGGUGCUCCUCCUCACCAUCCCCGGCCUCGACAGCCUACGCAGGGGCCUCGUCGUGGUGACACGUAAUCUCCUCAAGCCGUUCCUAUCGGUUGUCCCGUUCUGUCUGUUUCUGCUGAUGGAUAUCUAUUGGAAGUACGAGACGCGCCCGAAAUGCGAGGGGGAAUCGUGUACUCCGACGGAGCACUUGCGUCACCAGAAGUCGAUCAUGAAGAGUCAGCGCAACGCGCUCUUGAUCGCCUCCGCUUUGGUGUUCUAUUGGCUGUUGUAUUCGGUCACUCAUCUCGUGGUGAAGAUCGAGCAGUUGAAUCAGAGGAUUGAGAGGCUCAAGAAUAAGGAUUGAUCGGUCAAUUGAGGUUGAUUUUUAAUCUUUGCUUGAAAAUUAUGUUGAGGGUUUCUGAUACGUUCACCCAAUUUACUUUUAUUUAAUGAAUGCGGUUUUAUUUCUUUGAUUUUCUGUGUGACAUCUUUGUUUCUACAACUUGUUUCUGAGCUUGUCGCUUGUUUUAUUUCGUAACUAAAGAAGUAGACCCGUGCAAUUUUUUUA
Molecule: messenger RNA, 665 nt
Organism: Mangifera indica (mango)
Lineage: Eukaryota; Viridiplantae; Streptophyta; Magnoliopsida; Sapindales; Anacardiaceae
Exons: 1
Coding region: 69-461 (130 amino acids)
Biological process (GO): intracellular protein transport; endoplasmic reticulum to Golgi vesicle-mediated transport
Cellular component (GO): endoplasmic reticulum membrane; endoplasmic reticulum
Source: RefSeq, a predicted model, not a curated record